AUGUCGACAACAACCGCCCCCCACAAACUCUACUUUGGCUACGGCUCCAACCUCUGGCUGGACCAAAUGUCCCGCCGCUGCCCCUCCUCCCCUUACCUAGGGAUAGGACGUCUCCGCCAGCACAAAUGGUUCAUCAACUCGCGCGGCUACGCCAACAUCGCCCACGUCCCGACGCCCUCGCCCCCUUCUGAAGUCUGGGGGUUGAUCUACGCCCUCACACCCCAAGACGAAGAUAUGCUGGAUAUCAACGAGGGAGUCCCCUACGCCUAUGAGAAGAGGGAACUAACGAUCGAGUUUUGGGAACGGGAUGGGGACAAACAGAGAAAGGGGGAGGAGAGGGAGGCGUUAGUUUACAUUGACUUUGAGAGGGACAAGGGGGGGUUUAAACCGAGGGAGGAGUAUAUUGUUAGGAUGAACAGGGGGAUUGAUGAUGCGCUGAGGGAGGGGGUGCCGAGCAGUUAUGUGGAGGGGGUGUUGAGGGGGUAUAUCCCUGCCGAGGAGCAAGACGAAGAGGUUGAGAAGCUUGCUGAACGGCAGGCGGGUGGGUUUAAAGAUGAGAGCGGGGUUAUACCGGCGAGGGUGACGGCUGAGGCGGUGGGGUCGGGGGUUGAUCUCGUCAGCAAUGUGAAAGCCGUUGGGGAGGUUUUGGAUGGGAAGGAAUAUAUGAGCGGUGCUUCGAGCUCUAAAUCCAGAUAUGCCUUCAGGCUCCGCCAUCAGACUCCCUACCUCUCAUGGUACCAGCACUCAACCCAAGCCACGCACGUCUACGAAAUGCUUAACUACUUACCCAAGAACACACUCCAAAUAUUGGAAAUAGGCUGCGGCAUGGGUGCCGUCACGGACUGUUUAGCACAACACAUCAAGUCUCGGAAUGGUCACAUUGACGCUCUCGAUCCCGCACCUGACUCGUAUGUGUGCUCGCUGGAGCGGUACGUGCAAGAUACCGAAAACUUCUACCCCUCUCCGUGGACUCUGGGUGAUCAUCAGCACGCCGUGUCUCAACGGAAUCCCAACACGGUCACCUUCCACAAUGCGGACGCGAUCAAGUUCCUUGACGACGGAGACGACAAGGACAAGAAGUGGGAUGUGGCGGUGUUUUUCCAUUCCGUCUGGUACUUGGACUCGGUGGACGUCCUGAAGAACACACUUGAGAAGUUGAAGGGGAGGGUGAAGAGGGUUUUUGUUGUCGAGCAUGCGCUACGUGCCACGAACAAGUAUGCACGGUCGCAUGUGUUCGCCGCGCUUGCGAUGGCUGCAGUCGGGGAGGAGAGGCAGAAGAAGGGCGUGGACACCACGGGCCACGUGACGUUUUUGGGCACUCCUCCAAAGAUAAAAAAGGCCAUGGAGGAGACGGGGUGGGCGUUGGAAAAGGAGGCGGAGAUGGUGCCGGAUGGAGAGUUGAUCGAUGGAGUUGUCGAUGUCACAUGGGCUCGUUCAACCCAAUUUAGGGAGCAGUUCAAUGAGCUGGGACUGCAAAGCACCAAGAAGGAGGGUUUGGUGCAGGCUCUGCUGAACGCGGCUACUCAAGAGCUGGUUCUCGAUGAUAGGCGGAGGAUGAGCCGGUGCGGUGAUGACACUAUUCCCCACGCCUGUGCCAUGGAUGUUUGGGUGGCGAACUUUGUGUUGGAGAAAGAGGAAGAGAAGUAG
This is a messenger RNA of Podospora pseudocomata, 1647 nucleotides long. RefSeq lists its product as uncharacterized. Gene Ontology annotation, molecular function: gamma-glutamylcyclotransferase activity. The record is from RefSeq and is a predicted model, not a curated record. The transcript is spliced from 2 exons. Bases 1 to 1647 code for a protein of 548 amino acids. NCBI's taxonomy places the organism in Eukaryota, Fungi, Ascomycota, Sordariomycetes, Sordariales, Podosporaceae.